AAUUUUAAGUCUAGACAAAGGAUUUUUUCAUGAAACAGAUAAGUACCAUAAAUAGACCUAGAAAUUAACUUAAGAUAAAAUGACAGAGAAGUGAUUCACAUCAUUAUGGAUGACGAGUUAUAAAUCAUAUAUAAUUGUCUUAUUGUAGGUGUCGAAGUGUGUAUUAUGUAAACGGGAAAUUUACUGGUUAUGAUACUACAGAAACCAGUAAAAAUUUGUUGGUCGGCGGGAUGAAAAGUUUGCAUAAUAUGUACGUUAUAAGGAUAAGGAAGUUGAAAGGACGGAUUUGAGAAUUUGGAGAUGGUUUGGUCAUGUGAAAAGAGAGGAAGACUGAAAAAACAGUUAUCAGAUAACGUAGAAGAUGUAUCGGAAAAGGGGUCUAACAUGGGAAAGAUGUGUAUAUACGCAUUAUCCUAUAUACUGUAAAGUCGUGCUGAGUGAGAUUCGUAUUACGUGGUUGAGCGAUGACAAACAAACCUACAGCGUAAAGGAAACAAACGUGCAUUGAUGGACACCUAGACGCCGUAUUAAUGGCAGCGAAUUACAUGAAGGCAACAGGGCAUUAAUGCACAGGCACGGCGUGUCUUAGUCAUUGUUUACGGACAUCUUCAAACUGUUAUCUCAGUGAUAGUACCAAGCGGCGGACGCAGACGAGAGUCAGGUCCCUUCGAUGGAACCCGAAAAAGAAGUUCCUCCGACAGGGGAGGGACAGGAGGCCAAGAAGAGCCCUGACGUCGACGGAGGAUGGGCGUGGGUUGUGUUUGUGGCUGGGUUCCUCCAGUUCUUAGUUUCGUCAGGGAUGUUCUAUUCUUUCAGCGUCUUCUUCGUGGAGUUUCUCGAGGUUUUCGGGGAGUCGAGAGCUAAAACCGGCUGGGUUUACUCCACCAACAGCGCUGUCUACAUGUUCGCUGGUCCGGUCACAGGCUUUGUGAUCGUGCGUUGGGGUCCCCGAACUGCGGUGAUCCUGGGCGGCCUCUUGGCAGGACUCGGUUACUUCUUGACUGCGUUUGCCACCGACCUGAAUAUGGUAUUCAUCACGUACGGUUUCAUUAAUGCUGUUGGAACGAGCCUGAACUUCUCCGGGUGGAUUGUUGGUCUAGCGAGGUUCUGGAAUCGCCAUCAUGCUCUUAUCGUAGGCAUAGCGAUGUCUGGCUCUGGGUGUGGAGUAUUCCUACUCGGUCCCCAAAUGGAAAGCAUCGUAGAUCAUUUCGGAUGGAGAGGCGCCAUGCUUCUGUGCGCUGGCAUGUCACUCAAUUUCUGCGUGUUUGGGGCUACUAUUUACAGUAAUUUAAAGAAUCCAGAGGGAACAUCUACAAAAGACAGCGCUGAGAUGUAUGGGCUCCUAACUGAAGCAAUUGCAGAGGAUGGAACAAUAAUUGAUAAAGAUGAAUUUUCAUCUACAACCGAAGGCAAUUCAAACAACACUGUUGUUAACAUCAACAUGCGACGGAAAGAUAAAGAUUUGUCCCACGAAACACCUUCCCUAAAGUCACCAAGGAUUUUUAGACGUUUAGUGUUUUUAAAUGAACCUGGCCAAAGUGACAGCAGACACAAUAAACUUGUAAGGUGGCUGAAAUAUCUUAUAGUUCCCUGCACAAGAAGGAAUUCUGGGGUUCUUAGCACUACAGAAGACGCUGAUGAGAACAACUCUGUCAGAGAGCUCCUGCUGUCUCCCAAAUUCUGGCUGAUAGAGGUAUCUUGUUUUUUAAGUUUCAUGGCCACCACUACUGUCUAUGCCAUUUUCCUAGACUGGACCCAGUGGAAGGGACUGUCUUCGUUCUUUUCCCAAGCCUUGGCGGGAAGUGGGGCUGGGGAUCUAUUAGGGAGGAUAAUUGCAGGAGCCCUCAUGGGACGCGGUUUGCCCCCACUCAUUCUUUUCAGUGGCAUUCAACUCCUGCUGGCAGCGGCGGUAACUGUGGCUGCCUUGGCUAGCAGCGGAGUGCAGCUGAUAGGUGCCAUGGUCGGCUUUGGUAUCGCAUGUGGACUGCAAAGUGUACUAUAUGCACUGUUGCCGUCUCAGUUCAGUAAAGGAGUUAUUAUGGCAAAGGUCUUAGGCUAUCUGUUGCUCGUGACAGGGGCAGGAGCCUUGGUCGGCCCACCUAUUGCUGGGUUACUGGUAGAUUUGACUGAUUCAUACGAUCCAGUGAUGAUUAUGUGCACUGGGGCCACUGCUGUUGCUUCUGUAUUUAAUUUUGCCGCACAUUUUUCUAAAAAGAGACAAAGUUCUGUGCCUCUUUGUGGCACUUCGUAAGAGGUCCAAAGACGCUUUUGACUGUUAAGAGUCUCAGCUUAGAUAUUAAGCCCAAAAUUUAUCAUUUUGAUAAAUGUUUACAUUUCCUUCCUAAAUCAUAUCCUAGAAGUGUGUGAGAAGAGUAACCCUAAGUUAACUGCUGCACGAAAUAGUGACUAAUUCCCACAACCUUCUAAGAAAUCAAAACAUCACUGCCAAUCGUAAAAUGUUUUAGGAACCCUUUUAAUCUUAGGUAACCGAAACAAGCCAAGAGUGUUCUCAGAAAAGAAGUUCGGUUUUAUAAAGAGCAGCCAUAACCGAGAGCAAUCUUUGUCAUAUGACUAGUGCAUUAUCAUUUCAAAAUCAGACAGGCUUGACAUACUAGGAACAAAUUUUCUGCAAAGUACUCCAUUUGGAAAAAGCUCUGCUGUCGUUAUUAAAGAAAUAACAGAAAACAAAAGGAAUUUACACAAACAAUAAGUGGACAUUUUUGUUUUAUAUUGAUUAAUGACAUCAGGUGGUUAACAUUACCUGCAGUAAAAUAGUCUUUAAAGAGUGGUCACCAGAAUAUUUUAUUUCUGUAGGUCGCCGUGGGUUCUGUUAAUUAGUUAGUUUAUAGUUUGUGGAAUAACUUCUUUGUCAUAACCUUUUAACUAAAAAUAUAGUUUUCUUCUGGAGUACCUCGAAGUUUCCGAGCCUUCUUGAUUAGGUUCUUGGGAAAUCAAUGGAAUAGUUUUGGGAGAGAUGGAUGAAAUAAUUAAUUAAUCUUCUUUAGACAUUGGUUUCACCUUUAUCACAAUGUGGAUCAACAACCCAUAUUUUAUGUUCGGUUUAUGUCUUGUUAGGUACUCAAUGAAGUAUGGCUGGGGAGAGCCAUGUAACUUAGAGAUUAGUUUAUUAUUGAUAUGACUGCCUUGUUACAACUAUCAACUUCUUCGUGAGGUAAUUUUGAAGACUAUAGUGGAGACUGCUAUAAACUAGACAUGCAUUGUGUAAUUUCACAAAACCUACUGUGUUACGACGAGAUGGAGGCGAUGAUGAAUGCCUCAUUGUGUUUACAAGUGCACUUCAGUUAUUUUAUAUUAUCAUGUAAGGUUUAUAUACACUGUUUUUAUUUUA
This is a messenger RNA of Macrobrachium nipponense, 3349 nucleotides long. Its product is annotated as monocarboxylate transporter 3-like. Gene Ontology annotation, biological process: transmembrane transport. The transcript is spliced from 4 exons. NCBI's taxonomy places the organism in Eukaryota, Metazoa, Arthropoda, Malacostraca, Decapoda, Palaemonidae. Bases 671 to 2251 code for a protein of 526 amino acids. The record is from RefSeq and is a predicted model, not a curated record. Gene Ontology annotation, molecular function: monocarboxylic acid transmembrane transporter activity. Gene Ontology annotation, cellular component: membrane.